GCGUGGCUAGACCAUGCAUUUAUUGAAUCAUAAUCCCAUCACUCGACUGUUGGUGUUGCUGGAAUACUAGCUAAAAAUAGAUGAAAAUGGAAUUCGUACUGAGAAGUCUAAAGAAACAGGGAGAUCAACAAAUAUGUUUAAAGGAACAAAAAUCGUAUAAUGUUGGCCGCAGACCAUACAAUGAUAUCGUAUUAGACGACAAAACAAUAUCCAGAAAACAUUGUACUUUCCAUCACAGCUCAAAUGGUUUAUUCAUCGAAGCAUUGAAAAGUUUAGCUGGCUCUCUUGUCAAUGGCGUAAGACUGACAGCAGGCCAAGUCUUACCUUUGAAUAACGGUGAUAUUAUUGAUAUAGGACAAAGCUAUAAGUAUCGAUUAGAAAUCAAGCCUAGAGAUCUCAGCACAAACGAAAAUCAAGAUUCACUCAUAAAAACAGAAGAUCAGGGUUCUUUGAGUGAUUUUGGACAUCAGAGUAUUGAUUUUAAUACAUCUUUUGAAGAUGAAAAACACGUGCUUAUUAGUCCUUUUCCACCUACUGCAAAUAUUAAACAGGAGCUAGAAACGGACUCUUCAAAUUUGGAUAUAUUACAACAAACGGAAAAUUUAUCGGCAAGUGGGUGUGGCUCUGAAAAAUCACAACGCUUGUCGGUAUCUGACCUCAGCGGAGUAACAGAAAGAAAGAAAUUCGAGCAUGCACUGCCAAAUCAGUCUCUACCUCCAUCCGAUGAAAAUUUCAACAUCAGUUGCCUGCAAGCAGGAACUUUUCCUCCACAAGGUCUUGAUUCUGAAACAGCCUUGCAAACCUACUUUGCAGAAGAUGAUAAUAAAUCGUCCCUUCUGCCUCUUUUGAAUCAAGAAAGUUCUAAAUUUUCCAUUCUUAAUGGAGCUACUUUUCCAAAUCUAGUUUUAGGGUUAGACGCAAACGAAAAUAUCCUACAAAAUGAGAUACAAAUCGAAAACCCAGAUAUUCCGAUGACCAAUGUGUCACUUUUCGGAAAUAAGACUCCAGAGAUUCUUUCUCCGCCUUUUUUUCCUGAUCACUUAGAGCUUAGUUCAAGAGUAAAAACUCCAGAUCUGGUUGAAGGAAUGCAAUUUGAGAUCGAGGAACCCGAUUUGAAAUCUUUCCUUUCUGUGACAUCUCAAAAUGAUUUCUCUAUAGACAGCUCAAGUUUCAAAAAUUGCUUAGAGAGAUCCGCAUCAGCUCUCAAUUUAGAAAAUGAGGUUAAGAAUGAAAAAUCUGAUCUGAAUGAGAGAAGUUUUCCUAUUCUCAAAGUUUGGAGUGAUCUAGUUGCUCUUCCUAAUCCACCUCAAGCUGAAUCUCAAAUGCCACUUCAAAUCGUUCCUCAAGGUCAGAAUUAUCAGAUGCAAAGUCUAGGUGCUCCUUUAAAUCAAAAUAAUUCUGGAAUCAGAAUAAAAGAAGGAGUACCCUUUGAAUAUCCCGAAGUUGAGAUUACUGAAGAAUAUCAAAGAUAUAGUAGACGGAAAGAGGGACAGACAAUUUCAGAUAAAUUUAUCAAACAAGAAAUUCCUAAUUUGACCGAUUCGAGUCAAAAUCAAUUAAGAUCGUCCAUAGAGCGAAAUAUUAUAGAUAUAUCAAUGCAAAAAGAAACAGAUUCUGCUCUUGAAUCAUCAGAAGUCGAAAUUAUGGGAGCAUAUUUAAGAGUGCAGAGAAAAGAACGGAACACUGACCAAAAUAACCUAGGCAUAACAAUUAAACAAGAUCCUGAUUCUAAUAAUGAAUUAUCUCAAGCUCAUCCAGAUACUCGACGGAUUCAAAAUCAAACACUUAAUGCAAGAAAUUCUCUUAAUCAUAACAAUCUGGAUAUGAUCAUUAAGCAGGAAAAAGAUCCUGUAAUUGAGCCUCCGCCACAAAAUCAGUCUCUUCCAGAUCAACCUACAAUAAAAGCAGAAAACCCUGAUUCUUCUAACGAUUCCUCAAUUCAAAAGCCUUCGGAAGCUCUUCUAGAGAAGGAAAUAAAGAAAGAAACUGAUUUCGAAUUUCCAGAAUCAAAACCAAUCAAAAAGGAAGCUAGUGAUAGUUCGAGUAGUUAUGAAUCUUCGGAUUCAGAUAGUUCUGACAGUUCUGAUAGUACUGAUAGUUCUGACAGUUCGGAUAGCAGCGAUAGUUCUGACAGUUCCAAUAAUUCUGAUAGUUCUGAUAGUAGCGAUACUUCAACAGGUUCUAAUACUUCUCAGAAUUCCUUUGAUUCCACUUCAACUCUAAAAGUCGAGCCAAGAAAUAAAAUAGAAACCAAUUCCGACGUGGCUGUGAAAGAAGAACCAGAAGUCAUCGAAGUACCUGACAGUUCAAUAAAGGAAAAUCUGAUUUCGACUUCUCUAGAAGCAAAUGAAUCUGAACGGAAUUUGACACUCUCACAAAUCUUAAAAAGUAGCAGUGAUCCUGAAGAAAUCGUUAAGCUACUAAUCCAGACUCUUGAGAGAGGAAAAGCGCCAGAAUUGAAUAAAGAAGAAAGACCGGAAUUGGAAAAGAAGAAUACGAGAGUUGAAAAGCAGCUCGACACUUCGAAGAACGCAGAGAGACUUUUGGUACCUUAUGGUCUCACUGAUAAAGAGGAAUCAGAUCCUGAAGCAGAAGAUGGAAAAGGAAUUAAAAGAGACAGUGUACAGAAUAAAAGGGAUAUGGAAAAAGAAAUAAAUAAAAAAAGGAAAAAAAUGGUUAAGAAUAAGAAGUAUUGGGAAAGCAAGCUAGAGAAAAAUAAUAAGAGAUUUAGGGAAAGAGAGAAAGAGAUAGAAAGACAUUAUAAGGAAAGAGAAAGAAGUAAAAACAGGCGAAGGAGAAGAGAGAGUUACUCAAGUGUCAAAAACUUCAAAAGAAUCAGGAGCCCUGAAAGAAGAGGUGAUUAUUCAACAAGAGGAACCUAUAAGAGAGGGGAUAGAUAUUCAGGCAAUGGCUACACAAAGAGAAAGGGCCCGGUAAGAAGGUCUGAUUCAGAGAAGGACAGUUAUAGAAGAAGAGACAAGUUUAAAAGAAGAGACAGAUUCAGAAGGAGUGACAGUGAUUCGGCCAAAAGAUACAAAAGAAGAUACAGCGAUUCAGAAAGUGAUACCUACAUAAGAAGAGACAAUUCAAAAAGAAAAGGCAGCUCAGAUAGAGAAAAUUACAAGUGGAAAAAAAGUCUUGAAAGAAAAGAAAAUCUCAAAAGAAAAGAGAGUACCAGAAGAACGGAAAAAGGGAAAAGAAUAGAAAGCUACUCAAGACUUUCGAGAAGAAAUCUAGAAACUCAUGACCGUGAAGAUAUACGGAGUUUUAGAAGAGAGGAUAAAAAGCUCACUCGAAACUAUCGAAGACGCCGUUCAACAUCUUCAGGGUGUUCUGAACCAAUUGGAAGACAUAUCAAAAGUCCUAGGAUUCAAAUCAAGCCAGCACAAGAAAAGACAAUCUUUGAUGACAGGGUGCUUCCCACCAUUGAUUAUUUCUUUCCGAAAUUUUCUGAAGAAAAAAAGAAACCAGAUAAUAAACUUGUUCCAAAAAGUGUGGGAUUUAAGAAAAAUAUAAAACCUGGGAAGAUAAAGAUUAAGUUGAAUCCUACGGAGUGUUUGAAAAGAAUAGCAAGGAAUGAAGCUGUAAUGAGUAGUGAGAAAUCUAGGGAUGGAAGUGUUCUAACGAGAGAAGUGAAAAAAGUAGAUAUGCCUUUACCAAUUCAGUCCGAAAAUCGUAAAUGGGUAAUAACUGUCGAGGAAUCUCUUAAAAUUCUACCUUCAGUUCAAGAAAGAAUUGUGCAGUCCCAGCAAACAACUGCUAAGAUCUCUUCACCAGGUACAUAUACUCCCUUAAACGUGGAUAUUGAUCUUCCUAACUCGAGCCUCGUUAACAGAAGUGAAGAAAUAUUAUCGGAACUUUUAUCUUCAAUGAGUGGAGAGGCAUUGAAAAAUUGUGGACAUCAACCUGGAGGAGAGCAAAUGGAUGAGAGUUUUAUGACUGCACUUCAAUAUCCGAGAAUGCAAGCUAUGGUCGUAGAAUCUCCGUUUUCAGCGAGUGCUCAGGAAUCGCUCGAGGAGCUUGAAAGUAUGGCCGUGAAUUCAGAACCUGAAAAGGGACUCUCUGGGGAUAUUAAUCAAGGAAAAUUGAUUCAAGAAACAGGGAUAUCUACUCCUGUGGAGAACCUCGAGUCUACUGAGAUGGCUGAUCAGUUACUGAUGAUCAUUUUUACCUGGGGUCCAGUAACCUUUCAGAGUAGCAAAAUAUGUAGUGGCUCACCAAUUCUCAAUAUUGGAAACAUCUCAAAAAUGAAACGAAGCUUUAAAGAUUACGUUGAAUACUACAAGGUCAUUUUUAAUCUCCUUUCUCUGGACUUAUCUUGUCAAAUUGACGAUGUGUACGCACACGGAGCGGGAAAUAGAAUAUUCAAAGAAUGCCAAGUACUUCCAGAUAUUAAGGCAAAAGUUCGGAUAAAGAAUACGCAAUUCUACUUGGUACCUUUUUUGAUAAAAUUAUGCUUUCCAAAUACUGAAGACUGCAUAACUCCUACCAUUGGAGAUCUGUUAGAAAUUGAUAUUUUUAAUGAUCAAGAACCAACUUCAAUGGUGUUUGGAUUCAUAAAGAAAAUCGUCAUGACAGAAAUCGCUGAUAAAUCUCCUAAGAAAUUUAUAACCUACAUGAUAACGAUAAAGGAAAUAGGUAUUAAUAUUUACGAGAGUCAAGUUAAGCAAGUGAGGGUAAUUUUGCAUUUGAGAUUUUUAAUGGAAAAAGUGAAUGCUGUUACGCAAUUGAGAGAAUCCCCUCUUCUUCCCGCCAUACUGAAACCAAGUUCAAAUAUUAUUUCGGAGAAAUCACGAAAACUCUUGAAAUGGGAGGAAUUAAUUUCUCGGGAACCGCUGGAUGAGCAGCAAUUAAGAGCAAUCACCAAAAUCACCGAAGCAGUCACGAGUCCAGAUCCUCGCAUUUGCAUUGUUGAGGGAUCACCUGGUACGGGAAAAACAAAUAUAAUUGUAAAUUCCCUUCUGGAAUUGCUCUGCAAACAGAAAUAUUAUAAAACGAACAAAAAGCUGAAGAUACUUGUUUGUGCAUCAUCGAAUGUUAUGUUCGAUCAGAUCAUUUUGAAACUCCAGUCUCUGAAUAUUACAAAUGAUGUAAUAAAAAUGGUUCGCGUUGAAGAUGAGGAAGAGGCGAGUAAAAGAACUGAAAAUAUGAGUUUAGAUUUUUUGGUCCGAAAACAUCUUGACGGAGAUCUAGAAAAGUAUUACGAUAGUGUGGGGCGAAAACCGUUGGAAGAUCAAGCUCUCUUUUACAGAGAAAAAACGAAAUGUCUCAGUCAAAAGUUUAACAAGGACGGAUGCAAUUAUGUGAGAUUACAGAUGUUAGCCCUCAAAAUUUAUUACGAGAUCGCGAAAAGUGGCAGAACGGUGAAACAGAUUUUACCACAAGAACGGAAAUUAUUGUAUAAAAAUGGAGAGGCAACGUAUCUGAAAGGAGCGAACCUAAUAUUUUGUAGUAUUCCGAACUUAACAUCUUAUUCCGCGAUGGAAGAAUUCAGAAGUGAAAACACAAUACCCGUCUGUUUUGUGGAUGAUGCUUCAGAGAUUUCGGAAAUAGAUACAUUGAAAAUCCUUCCAUUUGGAGUGAAAACUUUGGUUUUACUGGGGAACAGCCGAAAAACACCGAUGACCCACGAACUAUCAUAUAGACUUACCAGCCUCGGAUGGGGGUCUUCACUAUUUUUUCGAAUUUUAAGCAAUUUUUCACCGGGUCUCAGUUCACCAGUGGUGAAAUUAAAAACCCAGUACAGAAUCACUAAGGAGAUCGAACGUUGGUUCGUCCAGGCGAGGAUUUUUGGAAUGGAAACUUCAAAAAAUUCUGUUGAAUUAAGUGUUAAAUUUCCAUUGCAUGCCUUGAGAAUCUUCAAUCUGAUUCACACUGAAGACUUUGUUGAAAAUGAAGCCGUAUUUGCCUCGAGGAUCAUAAAGUGUAUUGCAUCUUUUGGAGAUUUGAGAAGGCUGGAAAGAAGAAUCUCAGUGGGAGUAAUUAUCUCGGAUAUUGCGGCGAAGGAACGUGUCGAGCAGGAAAUUGAAAAUAGGUUUGAAGAGAUUGUUCCAGGGAAAGCGAGAAUUUUGAAUAUAGAGACCAACACCAUUGAAGGUUUUUUAAACCUUGAGAAGGACAUAAUACUUGCAUCUUGUAUUCGAAACAAGCAUCUUGUAACUGGCGCAGGUUUUCAGCGCUUCUACUCAACCCUUACUAAAGCAAAACAUUGCCUGAUAAUCUACGGCCGGUUCGUAAAGAUUAACAAUUUCAAGAAAAUUUGUGACUGGAACAGUCUUGUUGACUACGUGAGAAAUGUCGUCAACGUCAGUGUGUAUAUUGAAUAUACGGAACUCAGGAGGGACCUCAUCAAAUAAUAUGAUACAGAUACAUAUAAUUAACUUAAAUUUUUAAAGAAAGACAAAACAGUAUCUAUAACUUUAAUCUUAAUAUUCCUGUAAAUAGAUAUUUUAAGUUCCUCGAACCCAAAGUGAUUUAUACAGUGAUUCUUUUGUUUGUACUUUCAAAGCAUGUUUUUUUGGACCUUGUUAGGAACUUAAAAAAAAAUCUACGUAGACUAUGGUUGUUUGUUUAUAUUUUGCUUUCUGUUGUGAAAGAUUUUAUAUCAUAUUUAUAUAUAAAGAUAAGAAGUUGUAGACUGAUAAAUGAAAUGAUAUGUAUUAUCAUCGAGUGCACUUUCAAAUAGAUUCUUCAGAAUUUACUUUCUGUGUCUA
Messenger RNA from Belonocnema kinseyi, 6713 nucleotides. RefSeq names its product probable helicase senataxin. The coding region runs from base 81 to 6356 and encodes 2091 amino acids. The transcript has 16 exons. Gene Ontology annotation, molecular function: 5'-3' DNA helicase activity; protein binding. NCBI's taxonomy places the organism in Eukaryota, Metazoa, Arthropoda, Insecta, Hymenoptera, Cynipidae. The record is from RefSeq and is a predicted model, not a curated record.